ACAACACUGAAGAAGAAAUGCGGAUGUGUAGAGGGAAUAAUUAUUCUAGUCAUUUUUGUUGUGUUGUUACGGAUGAACUUCGUCCUUCAAAGUGCUAAACGCCACCAUGCCUUAUCUGGGCGGGGAGGAGACGGUGAGGGAGCUGAGGAGAGCUCUGUCCAACCCCAACGUCCAGUCAGACCCGCUGCGGUACAGGAACACCAUCCUCAAAGUGAUCAGGACCAUGUCACAAGGGGUAGAUGUGUCUGGCCUGUUCAGUGAGAUGGUGAAAGCCUGUGCCACAGUAGAUGUAGUCCAAAAGAAAUUGGUUUAUGUCUUCCUGUGUUCCUACGCCACUUUAAACCCGGAGUUGUCCCUGCUGGUCAUCAACACUCUGAGGAAGGACUGCCAGGAUCCAAACCCAAUGGUUCGCAGUCUAGCCCUCAGGAACAUGACCAACCUCAGGUUACCCAGCCUGGUGGAGUAUGUGGAGCAGCCUCUAACAGCAGGACUGAGAGACAGAGCAGCCUGCGUACGACGUGUGGCUGUACUCGGCUGGGCCAAAUUGCACAACCUCCAACCUAGCUCUGAGAUAGAUGCAGCAGUGGUGAAUGAACUUUACAGCCUCCUGAGGGACCCGGACCCCGUGGUGAUGGUGAAUUGCCUCCGAGCUUUGGAGGAGAUCCUGAAGGAGGAGGGUGGUGUCACUAUUAACAAACCCAUUACCCACCACCUGCUCAACAGGCUUAAGGAGUGUGACAUUUGGGGUCAGUGUGAGGUGCUGAGAGUUCUUCAGCGCUACAGGCCCCAGUCAGAAGACGAGCUCUUUGACAUCCUGUCCCUGCUGGACUCAUUCCUUGUAAGCCCCCACCCCCCUGUCAUGGCUGCCACCCUUAGCCUCUUCCUGAGCGUCUCCUCCAACCUGCCCGCCAUCAGUCUGGCGGCCCUGGAACGAGUCAGUGGACCCCUGCUUGCAGCCUGUGGGAGUGGGUCCAGAGAGAUGAGGUUUGCUGCCGUCUGCCACAUACAGUUGUUGCUGCGCUCUGUCCCUGGCCUGCUGGGGACACACUACAAGCGUUUCUUCUGUGGCUAUGCUGAGCCUGCCUACAUCAAAGAAAGGAAGAUGCAGGUGCUGGUAGAGCUGGUGAAUGACGAGAACGUAGCAAUGAUACUGGAUGAGCUGAAAGGAUACUGCACUGAUGUCAACACUGACACUGCCCAGGCUGCAAUCUCAGCAAUAGGUCGUAUUGGACGCAGCUACAGCGACAGAUGUCUACAAAUCCUCACUGGGCUGCUUGGACUCAAACAGGAUCAUAUCACUUCUGCGGUGGUGCAGACAAUGCGUGACCUGGUCUGGGUGUGUCCCCAGUGUAGCGACACUGUGUGCCUUGCACUGGAAGGCUGCGAGGAAACACUGCAGGAUAUCCAGGACUUUCUGAAUGAAUCAACAAUUAAUGGAUCAGUCAAAAGCCCAGAUGCAUCUCUCAGGUCCUAUGUCUGGUCAGAUCUGCUGCACUUCUACGGCAGGCAGGCUUUGCUCUGGUUGCUGGGUGUGUAUGGGGAGCGAAUUUCCAGUGCCCCCUACACUUUGGAAGUGCUCAUCGAUAGAGUGAGAAGCGAGGCUUCUCUGGGAAUCAAGAUGGAGCUGCUGACAGCCACCAUGAGACUUUUCCUGUGUCGGCCUGCUGAGACACAAGACAUGCUGGGAAGACUGCUGCACUACUGCAUAGAGGAGGAGACAGACAUGUGCGUGCGUGAUCAGGCUCUUCUCUACUAUCGCCUGCUUCAUUGUGGGAUAGAAAAGACACGCGAGGUCCUUCAAGGUCGGAGGUCAGAUCCCUCUCUGGGUGUUCUGAUUGGGCGUCCCGCCAAGCCUGUCAGCCAGUGGGCACGCUGCUUUAACACGUUGGAGCCUCUGAGCCAGGGUGCUGUAGAGGCCGAGUCAAACAGCAGGGGAAGCCCCGAACACGUGACCUAUAGCCCCAAGCCAAAUGCCGACCUAUCAGACACACUGAGCUGUAGUCACAUUGAGGAGGUUCAUUCAGAAUCAGACAAUGCCAUGCGGUGUUCAGACUCCUCCACUAAUGUCCUGGCUUCCAGCAUCGCAGCCCCUCUCAGUUUGUCCCUCUCCCCAGCUGUCAGCCCAGAGGACUUUGAGCACCUGUGGCUGCAGCGACAGGAUUUGCAUACUGAACGCGGUGCUGAGAAAAUAGAGGAGGUUGACUGUGCGUGGAUAGAAGAAUGUGUCCGGUGUCCAGCAGUACUUCACUGUUCUCCCCAAAGCCUCCAAGCUGCCAUGCAGCUGGUCAAUAUCCAGACGCUGGCGUUCACGCCACAGCAUAUGCUGCCCUGGAGGGUCUACCUGUACACACACACCCAGCGCUCCCACUCCAUGGACGCACCCAACACUACGCUCAUACUGGGGGAGCUGCUAUGUACUGGAGAAGCCAAUCAGAAAGCAGGAGUAAAAAAAAGCACAGCUGACAGUGGAGCUGGAGCAGAGGGUAAAGAAGACCAACUGGUGAGAAAGGAAAUGGAUGCAACAGCUGACAGGCUGAGGGUGAGCGAAGACGGACAGGAAGAGGAGGAGGGAAUAAAAGUGAUUCUCAAUCAGCAACCAAAAGAUGAUGAUGCUCUGAGACAGUUUCUCACAAUCCUUAUCACUGUACUGAACACACUGUCCUCAAAGAAAGAUUAAAAAUAGACUUUUCCCCUUUGAUCUACAUCUUUCCAAAUUCAUUUAUUUGUCACACCGCCUGGGCCUAACAGCAUGUUGAAGGAGUAAACACAUUCAAAACUGGUCCAACUUUAUGAAGCAUUGUUAUUCUAAUAAAACAGGAAAGUACAAGCAACGGACAGUUACUACCCCCUUUUUAAGAGAAAACUACCAAAAAGUUGUAUGGUAAACUCUGAGGAUUUUUUUAAAGCCCAGUUCAGGCUAUGUUUGGCCUUAUGGCCACUAUUGUGGAUCAGUCCCAAUGCACCAAAAGCAGCUGAUAAAUACUGUUUACCUACAAACACACACAGUGAUGAUGUUAUCUUACCUACCCACGGUGUGCUGCUUUAUUAUUGUAGUUUAUUUGAUGCUAGAUUGUGUUUGAUAUGAUUUUUAAAAUGUUAGUUGACUGAUGAGCAAAUGCAAGAGAAAUAGAAAAUAAUUUAAAAAUGACCAAGAACUUAUAAAAUAAAGGAAA
Messenger RNA from Neolamprologus brichardi, 3173 nucleotides. The record is from RefSeq and is a predicted model, not a curated record. NCBI's taxonomy places the organism in Eukaryota, Metazoa, Chordata, Actinopteri, Cichliformes, Cichlidae.